Puma concolor (puma) is the source of this 1435-nucleotide messenger RNA. The record is from RefSeq and is a predicted model, not a curated record. Lineage: Eukaryota; Metazoa; Chordata; Mammalia; Carnivora; Felidae.
CGGGAGUCCCUGCUGCUGAGGGGCCGCCGCAACCGCCGCGAGCCCCCGGACCGUCUCCAGGCCGAGGAGGGCGCCGCGCGGCGGACUUGGCAAGAUGACCCAGUUCCUGCCACCCAACCUUUUGGCCCUCUUUGCUCCCCGUGACCCUAUCCCAUACCUGCCACCCUUGGAGAAACUGCCACAUGAGAAACACCACAAUCAACCUUACUGUGGCAUUGCGCCCUACAUCCGAGAGUUUGAGGACCCUCGAGAUGCCCCUCCCCCAACUCGAGCAGAAACCCGGGAGGAACGCAUGGAAAGGAAGAGACGGGAAAAAAUUGAGCGGCGACAGCAGGAAGUGGAGACAGAGCUAAAAAUGUGGGACCCUCACAAUGAUCCCAAUGCUCAGGGUGAUGCCUUCAAGACUCUCUUUGUGGCUAGAGUGAACUAUGACACAACAGAAUCCAAGCUCCGGAGAGAGUUUGAGGUGUACGGACCCAUCAAAAGAAUACACAUGGUCUACAGCAAGCGGUCAGGAAAGCCCCGUGGCUAUGCCUUCAUCGAGUACGAACAUGAGCGAGACAUGCACUGCCUCAAGUGUGUGAGCACAGCUGUCUUGUUAAAGCGCACCCGCCACUGGCGGUUGCAGGCCUGCCUUUUGCUCUUUGAUGCGCCUCGUCUCCCUUCCCUGAGUGCCCUGUUUGGACUGACCCUUUCUCCGCCCGCCCCCGCCCCCGCCCCAGGAGGUGGCCUCGGUGGUACCAGAAGAGGCGGGGCCGACGUGAACAUCCGGCAUUCGGGCCGGGAUGAUACUUCCCGCUACGAUGAGAGGGACCGGGACCGGGACCGCGAGCGGGAGCGCAGGGAACGAAGCCGCGAGAGAGACAAGGAGCGAGAACGGCGACGCUCCCGCUCUCGGGACCGGCGGCGGCGCUCACGGAGUCGCGACAAGGAGGAGCGGAGGCGAUCCAGGGAGCGUAGCAAGGACAAGGACCGGGAACGGAAGCGGCGAAGUAGCCGGAGCCGGGAGCGGGCACGACGCGAGCGGGAGCGCAAGGAGGAGCUACGUGGUGGCGGAGGCGGUGGCGACAUGGCGGAGCCCUCUGAGGCUGGUGAUGCGCCGCCUGAUGACGGGCCUCCUGGGGAGCUGGGUCCUGACGGCCCUGACGGUCCAGAGGAGAAGGGCCGGGAUCGAGACCGGGAACGACGUCGGAGCCACCGGAGCGAACGGGAGCGGCGCCGGGACCGCGACCGAGACCGGGAUCGCGAGCACAAGCGGGGGGAGCGGGGUGGUGAACGGGGCAGGGAUGAGGCCCGAGGUGGGGGUGGUGGCGGCCAGGACAACGGGCUGGAGGGUCUGGGCAACGAAAGCCGAGACAUGUACAUGGAGCCUGAAGGAGGUGAUGGGUAUCUUGCUCCAGAGAACGGGUAUUUGAUGGAGGCUGCGCCAGAGUGA